This is a messenger RNA of Camelina sativa (false flax), 1639 nucleotides long. Lineage: Eukaryota; Viridiplantae; Streptophyta; Magnoliopsida; Brassicales; Brassicaceae. The record is from RefSeq and is a predicted model, not a curated record.
GAGAGAGAGAGAGAGAGAGAGAGAGAGAGAUUAGUAUAGCUUUUGUUUCCAGAUUCUUUCCACUCUCGAUGUGAUGAUAUCAAGAAUUGGUCGACAUCAGAAUCUGAUGUCGCUUGGAUUUCGUCAUUGUUACAUUGGGCCUUCACUUAAAUAUGCAUUUUAUAAUGCUACUACGCAUGAUUAUGGGUUUGACUCUUUGUUUUUGGUAUCAAUAUGUUGUCAUAUUCAUUAACUUCAUGGGUUCUAAUUAACUAUAAUUAAUUAUUAGUCUUCUCUGUUCUUCGUAUGUUGUAAUGUGAAAUAUUGUUUUGCUCGCUAUCCUCGUGUAGUAGUUGUGGGAUGCAUGUCCCUGUUAUACUUCUCUGUUUUCGCCAAUCUUUAAAUAUCUACUUCAUGUUUCAAACUCUAAACUCACUCUUGAAUUGAGUUUCUACUAUCUUGCUUUGUUGUAAGAUGGACUCAAGAAGAAGUAAACUCUGUGGUGAAACAGCUUGUGGGUUUUCAACUUCUCCAAGUGAUGCUAAAGAACGAGCUGCUUCGAUGCAAAAGCUCUGUUGCGUUGCGGUGUUAGGUCUCUUGUUCAUGAGCAUAGAAGUUGUUGGUGGCCUUAAGGCUAAUAGUUUGGCUAUACUAACAGAUGCAGCUCAUUUGCUCACUGAUGUUGGUGCUUUUGCUAUCUCUAUGCUCUCCUUAUGGGCUUCUUCUUGGGAAGCGAAUCCCCGACAGAGUUACGGCUUCUUCAGGAUUGAGAUUUUGGGUGCUCUUCUCUCAAUCCAGCUCAUUUGGCUACUCACUGGGGUUUUGGUCUAUGAAGCCGUAACUAGACUCGUUCAAGAGACUAAUGAUGAUGUUGAUGGUUUCUUUAUGGUUCUUGUUGCUUCUUUUGGUUUAGUUGUAAAUAUCAUAAUGAUUUUUGUGCUUGGACAUGAUCAUGGCCAUAGUCAUAGUAAUACUCAUGUGCAUGGUCAUGGUCAUAGUCAUGAUCAUGGUUAUAGUCAUACUCAUGUGCAUGGCCAUAGUCAUGGUCAUAGUUAUAGUCAUGGUCAUGGUCAUGGUGAUGGGGAAAAAGCUGAGCUAUUACUGGAGAAAUCAAGGAAAGGGAGGAACAUUAAUGUGCAAGGGGCUUAUCUUCAUGUUCUUGGGGAUUUAAUCCAGAGCAUUGGGGUGAUGAUUGGAGGGGGUCUGAUUUGGUAUGACCCUAAAUGGAAAGUAAUUGACUUGAUCUGCACGUUAGUCUUUUCGGUUAUUGUUUUAGGGACGACCAUUAAGAUGAUUCGAAGCAUACUUGAAGUUUUAAUGGAGAGCACACCGAGAGAGAUCGAUGCGAAGCUACUCGAAAAGGGAUUGAUGCAAAUCGAAGAAGUGGUCGGUGUUCAUGAGCUGCACAUUUGGGCAAUUACAGUUGGAAAAACUCUGGUUUCUUGUCAUGUCAAGAUUAGACCAGAAGCUGAUGAUGAUACGGUUCUUAACAAAGUGAUCGAUUACAUAUGGAGAGAGUUCCAUAUCAGUCACGUCACGAUACAAAUCGAGCGUUAAAACAACAAAAGGGGUUAAUUUCUCUGGUUUCCUGUCAUUUUCAUGAUCGAAGUUCAAUCUUUUUUCGCUUUCUCGUGUGAUAUCCAUUACAUUGUUGUGACAU